Molecule: messenger RNA, 3350 nt
Organism: Frankliniella occidentalis (western flower thrips)
Lineage: Eukaryota; Metazoa; Arthropoda; Insecta; Thysanoptera; Thripidae
Gene: PNPase
Product: polyribonucleotide nucleotidyltransferase 1, mitochondrial
Exons: 10
Coding region: 961-3324 (787 amino acids)
Biological process (GO): mitochondrial RNA 3'-end processing; mitochondrial mRNA catabolic process
Cellular component (GO): mitochondrion; cytosol
Molecular function (GO): 3'-5'-RNA exonuclease activity; polyribonucleotide nucleotidyltransferase activity; RNA binding
Source: RefSeq, a predicted model, not a curated record
CGCUCCUUCAUUAUUUCUCAUGAAAUUGUUCGAUCCACUCGCCAUUUUACAAAUCCGGCAGAACAAGAUAAAAAGAGAGAAAAGGAAGGGGUCACGAUUUCACGCAUGCAACAACUGUUGGGUUCUUGAUACUUGGUUGAACAUAAGGUGCCAAUAAUUUAUCAGAAGAUGAAUCGGCCGUGUUCAUGCUCCAAUGCUCAAUAUAGGAAAAGACUCAUUCUCGGGCAGAGAAAUUGUCCAGAAGAGCGCCACGGUAAAAUAACGAGCCUACAACAAUCUUGAUAUAACCUCUCAAUGCUUGAAGAAAGUUAUCACUCACAAGUUGAUACCUUUACUAUGCUUCUGAAUUCGUGCGAUUCGUGUUCAGGUCCGUCCUAAUGAAGCGCAGUAGUAGUACUAAAGCGAGGGCACGCUGUGGGGCGAUUUUCAACCCUUCCCUUCGCCCGUCCAAGAUAAAUCCGUGCCCCUAAAAUUCCGUCAUCAAUCGUUACCAUCGUCGACGCCGUCGGACGGGGACGGGGGGGACAGACGGACACGGACACAGACGUAUGAUGUGAUGUGGAUGUGUGUGUGCGAUAGAGACUGGCGUGAGAGAGGAAGAGAAAGUGAAAGAGAAGGGAGCGUGAAGGAAGUGUGACGUUUGUUGUGACUGUGCUGUGAUUCUCAAUGAUGAUGACUGCUUUACACAUGACAAUGAUGCCCACCUCUGGCACAUUUUCACAGCCAAACUAACUCGAAGUAUUAGUGGAAUGUGGAUUUAAUAAUAAGAACUAAAAUUAAAAUAGUUCAUAAAUGUUGUCAUACAUAUGAGAAAUUGUUGGUGUAGAACGGCAGCAUGUUCGCAAGCAGAAGCAGAAUACGAAAUAAUCACAACAAGCACAUAGAGUACCUUCAGAAGUAUACCGUUCAGCAUUAGAGGUUGCUACAGUAUUAAUUCAUUUAUCGAACUCUAUUGCAAAUAUGGCAAGUCUUUUAAGAAAUAGGCUGAAAAGUGUGAAACUAAAGUCAUUCCAUAACCUAUCGUGCCGGGCUAUUACCAUUAGUUCCUUUAUGUGCAAUAACAAGCCUCAUGAAAUUAAAGAAACAGUGUCGUUACUGAACGGGAAAACGUUAACAUUCUCCACAGGAAAAUAUGCAAAAAUGGCCAAUGGAUCAGCCGUUGUUCAAUCUGAAGACACUGCUGUUAUGGUCACUGCUGUCUGCAAAGAUUCACAUGAUUUGCAAGAUUCUUUUCUUCCCCUGACUGUGGAGUUUAGAAUGAAAUCAGCAGCAGCUGGUCGUAUACCUACAAAUUACCUUCGUAGAGAACUUGGACAGUCUGAGCGAGAAAUUUUAACUGCAAGAUUGACUGACCGCUCAAUACGCCCACUGUUCCCUAAAAACUAUCUCUCUGAGGUUCAAAUUAUGUCUAAUUUGUUGUCUGCUGAUGGCAUCAAUGAUCCAGAGGUUUUAUGUAUUAAUGCAGCCUCAACAGCUCUGUCAUUGUCUGAUAUACCAUGGGAUGGACCAGUUGGUGCCGUGCGUGUCGGAUUAAUAGGUGAUGACAUUAUCAUUAAUCCAACUAGACACGAGCUCCAAAAAAGUGCCAUGAACUUGGUUGUGGCGGGAAUUAAAUCCUCAAAAGUUGUUAUGGUCGAAGGGAGUUUUAAUGAUCUCAAUUUGAACACAGUCUUACAUAGUAUUAAGGCUGGUAUGAAAGAAGUGAAAAAAAUUGUAGCUUCUAUUGAACAAUUAACUAUAAAAUGUGGUAAAACAAAGCAAGAAGUUAAGGAAAAAAUAUUUAGACAAGAGUUGCUUGAAUAUUUGCAAUUACAUUAUUUAACUGACCUCAAAAACAUAUUUUCUGAUUUCACUCUAAAUAAACAGCAACGAGACAAAGCUGUUUCAUCUCUAAGAGAUUCUAUAGUAAAGAACAUAAAAUCACAGAGUAUUGAAACCGUUGAGAACAACAUCAAUCAUGCAUUUAGUGCCUUUGUUAGGAAUGUCUUUCGUGACCUAAUAUUUGAAUCUAAUGUGAGGUGUGAUGGAAGAGGUUUAAAUGAUGUUCGAGAUAUAUCCUGCGAAGUUAACUUGUAUAAACCACUACAUGGUUCUUCAUUAUUUCAAAGAGGACAAACUCAGGUCUUAUGUACAGUUGCAUUAGACUCUCCUCAGUCAGCGGUGAAGACUGACUCCUACACAAUCCUUACUAGUGGUCUUAAGGAAAAGAGUUUUUUCCUCAACUAUGAAUUUCCUGGGUACGCCACAAAUGAAGUUAAACAAGGACGUGGAGUUAGUAGACGAGAAAUUGGACAUGGAGCUCUUGCUGAAAAAGGAUUGCGUCCAGUUGUACCUGCUGAUUAUCCAUUUUGCAUCAGACUUACAUCUGAAGUGUUGGAGUCAAACGGUUCCUCGUCCAUGGCAACCGUAUGUGGAGGAUCAAUGGCAUUAUUGGAUGCUGGUGUACCCAUCUCAGCAAUGGCAAGUGGGGUCGCAAUGGGCCUUGUUACUCGUUGCCAACCAGACGGCGAAAUUGAAGAUUAUAGAAUUCUUACAGAUAUACUGGGAAUAGAAGAUUACAUAGGGGACAUGGACUUCAAAAUUGCUGGAACGAAAACUGGAAUAACUGCAUUGCAAGCAGAUUUCAAGAUACCUGGAAUUUCAUUGGAUAUCUUACACAAGGUUUUAUCUGAGGGUCAUACAGCAAAGCGAAAAAUAAUCAACAUAAUGAGUGAAACCAUUUCUUCUCCCAGUGUCAAAGAAGAAAACAUGCCUAUCCUAGAGACGUUUGAAGUACCUGUGCAAAAGCGGAAUUUGUUACUUGGACCAGCAUGGAUCAAUAUUAAAAAGCUAUUUCUCCAGACUGGGGUUCAGAUUACACAUGUAGAAGAUACAACGUUUUCUGCGUUUGCACCAAAUGAUGCUGCAAUGCAGGAGGCUUAUGAAGUUGUGCAAAAGAUAUUGGAUAGUAAUCCUGAACCUCAAUUCGAAUUUGGAGCGAUUUACAGUGUUAAAAUUAUGGAAUUGAAAGAAUCUGGUGCUAUGGUUUCUCUACAUCCACAACUUAUGCCAGUUUUUAUUAACAACUCUCACUUAGAUGUUCGCAAGAUUGCUCAUCCUAGUGCAGUAGGGCUGACUGUUGGUCAGAAAAUAUCUGUCAAAUAUUUUGGCCGUGAUCCUGUCAGUGGACAAAUUCGUUUGUCUAGAAGAGCAUUACAAGAGUCAACAGGACGGGUGCAUGAUUUAGAAAGUUUGACUUCUCAUUCUACUCAGCUUAGAAAGGAAAGAAUAGUGGCUAACUCAGAAUGUGAGAAUAAAAAUGUUAAUUUAGAAAACGAAAAGUAGUAAUGUAAAUAAACUUUUGUCAUAAA